AAAAAUUGAGUGACACUUGAGAAAACUUUAAGAUUAUAAUAGGGGACGUGUAAAUAACAUUAUCAGCAGGAUUGCUUUUUGUGAAAAAUCGGUCAAGAGAAGAAGUGGCAAUCAAAGCAGCUGAAAUGUACUCUAUAGUUAAAUUUGCAUUUCUGUUUGUAGCAGUUCAAUCAGUGGUAUCUAUACCAGCGAACGAAGAUGAGAAGACAUUGGAUUUGCGUUUUGAGUAUGGCAAUGCCACUUACCUAAUUUCGUCCAUGCGACUUGACUGGUAUCAUGCCCGAAAUUAUUGCAAAGUUCAGGGAAUGGAUUUGGUAAGCAUUGAGUCCGUCGGAGAGAACAGUGCCGUCAUGAACGCAGUUAGUGAUAUGUUGACUGAGUCAUUUUGGAUUUCCGGCUCUGAUCUUUAUCAGGAGGGUGCCUUUUACUGGGACUCGACGGGACGGGCCAUUGGGCCCUUCCAAAAUUGGGCCCCUAACGAGCCAUCCGGCGAUCGCAAUGAGCACUGCGUCGAGCUUAACAUCAACGUCAACCACUUGUGGAACGAUGUUAAUUGCGAUCUGGAAAAGCUUUUCAUUUGUGAGAUGAACCCUUGCGUCUGAUGAUGAUAAAAGCUUCAAGCUAUAAUAGAAAGAAAAAAUAAUAUAAUAUAUAAAAAUAUUUCCGUUUGUAAAAAUAAAUAAAGUCUUUUGCAUUUCAUUAUGCCUAU
Molecule: messenger RNA, 709 nt
Organism: Neocloeon triangulifer
Lineage: Eukaryota; Metazoa; Arthropoda; Insecta; Ephemeroptera; Baetidae
Product: lectin subunit alpha-like
Exons: 5
Coding region: 126-602 (158 amino acids)
Source: RefSeq, a predicted model, not a curated record